CAAAGGAAAAGUAGAAGGAGAUAGCUAAAAACUAUCUUCUUCCCAAAAAUAAAAGGAAGGAGAUAGGAAAGGGUUGAAUAAGAAAAUUAAAAAAACAAAUCCUUGGUGAAAAUAAAAAUGGGUAGGGUUUCGAUGAUCGCGUUGAUGCUUUGCCUGAUGGCAGCAACGGUGAGGAGCGAGGACCCUUACCUCUACUUCACGUGGAACGUCACAUACGGAAGCGUAGCCCCAUUGGGUGUUCCCCAACAGGGUAUCCUCAUCAACGGCCAAUUCCCAGGUCCAGAAAUCAACUCCACCAGCAACAACAACAUUGUCAUCAACGUAUUCAACUACCUGGACGAGCCCCUCUUGUUCACGUGGAGCGGUAUCCAGUUGAGGAAAAACUCAUGGCAAGAUGGAACAUUGGGCACCCAAUGCCCCAUUGCCCCAGGCACCAACUACACUUACCACUUCCAGGUCAAGGACCAAAUCGGAAGCUACUUUUAUUAUCCUACCACAGGUAUGCACCGUGCUGUCGGUGGAUUUGGUGGUCUUAGGAUCUACAGUCGCCUGUUGAUCCCCGUUCCAUAUGCUGAUCCUGCUGACGAGUACUGGGUCCUCCUCGGGGACUGGUUCGCCAAGACACACCAGACCCUAAAGCAGUUCUUGGACAGUGGACGCAGCCUCGGCAGGCCCAGCGGGGUCCACAUCAACGGGGCCAAUGCUGGGCUUGAGCCCCUCUACACAAUGGAGCCCGGCAAGACUUACAAAUUCAGAAUCUGUAACGUUGGCCUCAAGGAUGCCCUCAACUUUAGAAUCCAAAACCACCCCAUGAAGCUCGUUGAGAUGGAAGGCUCACACGUUGUUCAGAACGUCUACAACUCCCUCGAUGUCCAUGUGGGACAGUGCUUCUCCGUCCUCGUCACCGCUGACCAGCAACCCAAGGACUACUUCAUGGUUGCCUCUACACGCUUCACCAAGAAGGUCUUGACCGCCACACGUGUCAUUCGCUACACCAAUGGCGUCGGCCCCGCCUCCCCCGAGCUCCCACCCGCACCCGAGGGCUGGGCCAUUGAAUACUACCUAGCUGUGUUGUAUGCUGUGUUGUGCUGUGCGGAGUGGUGUGAUAUUAUAGCCGCUAAGUCGGUGCUGUUACUAGCCACAUAG
This is a messenger RNA of Cajanus cajan (pigeon pea), 1146 nucleotides long. NCBI's taxonomy places the organism in Eukaryota, Viridiplantae, Streptophyta, Magnoliopsida, Fabales, Fabaceae. The record is from RefSeq and is a predicted model, not a curated record.